AUGGAGCACAAGAACUUCACCUACUCAGUCAAGAGCCGCUACAACGGGACCGUGUACUACAUUUGUAGUCACUUCCGAUCGGCCAGUUGCCCUGCUCGUCUGAUCGUCAAGUCUAGCGGAUCUAUUGAAGAAGUCGGUGAGCACGCGUGUGUGCGCGAAUCUGAGACAGUGAUAGAAGCUACGGAAGAGAUGAGAGAGGUUCUCGAGGCCCUCGCGACUACCGACAUGUCGGUUGCGCCUUCUGCAGUGUGGAAGGCUGCAAUCCGGCACCUCCAUCGCAAGCACGGCGAGAAUACCAGCCUCCGCUACCUGCCCCGUCACAGGGCUGUCUCGUUUGUGAAGAACGUGCGCAAGGAGCUCACAGGCGGAGACGUGUUUCGAGCUAUCGAGCUCGAACCUACGGUAUUUGUCAGCCCUGAUGACGAACGGCCGUUCCUACAAUUUCAUUACGUCUACGCUCAUGCGGGGGUAAUCAAGCGCAUGAUUGGGUUUGCGCAUCCGGACCUGCUUCGUCUGCUCAAGUACCCAAAGAAUCCACUUUUUGUGGACUGCACGUUUAAGGUGUGCCCAAAGCCGUUUGCACAGCUUGCUGUAGUCAUGAGCUAUGAUCCAGCCUUCGAACUCUACCUACCCAUUUUCUACGUACUGCUACCAGACAAGUACCAAGAUACCUACUGGCACCUGCUCGACAACGUCAUCAUGCAGUGCGAUCUUCAAGUUGAGCCGCGCUACGUCACGUGUGACUUUGAACUGGGUCUGGUCAACGCUGUGCGUCAGCAAUUUGCUGGUGUCCCCAUUGUAGGCUGCCUCUUCCACUGGAAGCAGGCGCUGCGUCGCAAACUGAUCGACCUACGCAUUCCAAAGGAGACGGUAAGUCACGUGAUGACCAGUGGUGCCAUUGAUGUGCUGACCGUGAUACCAAUUGACGAAAUCGCAGAAAAAGGGAUUCCGUUCGUCCGUAGCCGCGUGGAUGAGUCAGGUCAUCGUGUCAAAUGGGACACGUUUUGGCGCUACUUCAAACGCACGUGGAUGCGCACUUACGAUCCUGCGUUAUGGAACGUAAAUGCGAUUAGUGAAACGAUGGACAUCGUCAAUCGCACGAACAACGCUCUGGAGAGGUUCAACAGGGACCUUAACGAGUCCUUCUCGUCAGCACACCCCAAUUUGCUGCCCUUUAUGGCUGUGAUCAAGCAGAAGUCGAAGGAUCACGUUGAGCUCAUAGAAGAUAUCCGCCACCAUCGUCAAGAGGCUCCGCCACACGGAAACCUGAUCACUGUUGAGAUUCCAGCAGCGUAUCGCGCAUUUUGCGAGCAACAAGAGCAGGAAUAA
This is a messenger RNA of Phytophthora nicotianae INRA-310, 1329 nucleotides long. RefSeq lists its product as hypothetical. Lineage: Eukaryota; Oomycota; Peronosporomycetes; Peronosporales; Peronosporaceae. The coding region runs from base 1 to 1329 and encodes 442 amino acids. The record is from RefSeq and is a predicted model, not a curated record. The transcript has a single exon.